AUGGUUCUCCCAGUCUCUGAUCCUACCAAAUCCUAUUGGAUUGAGGCCGCUGAAUCACCUCUCCGGAGUUUUCGUUCCAGCGAAGUCUUGCCAGAGGAGACUGACAUUGCAAUUAUCGGGAGCGGAUAUGCGGGUGCAUCCACCGCCUACUGGAUUCACAAGGGGACUGAAAACGCAGAGAGGCAACCCAAAGUGACUGUCCUAGAAGCACGAGAUAUUUGCGGGAGUGCCACUGGGCGCAAUGGGGGUCAAUUGAGACCACAUAUCUAUUCCCGGUAUCCGGUGUGGCGGGGGCGUUUUGGGGCUGAUGGCGCAAUGGAACUAAUCACUCAUGAGAUGGCACAUCUUGAGGCUUUCAAAGAGCUUUGCGAGCAAGAAGGCAUUACUGAAGAAGUUUGUCUCAAGUUUGGCGAAACUUUUGAUGCUGCCAUGACCGAGGAAGCAUGGAAACGCCUUAAAGGGGCAUUGGAAGCCAUGCGAGACGAUUACGGUGAUGAUAAUGAGUUUGUGAAAGUAUGCAGGGUGAUUGAAGACCCUACACAAGCAGAAACGUUCACGCAAAUGAAGGGAGCACUCGCAGCUAUAGUGCAUCCCUCUGGCCAGGUAUGGCCCUACAAGUUUGUCCAUGCUCUCUUUCGUAUCUUACUCCAAGCGGGCAACAUGUCUUUGCAUGCGAAUACCCCAGCCAUUGAGGUGUCGGAGCGAGAUUCCAAAGGCUGGAUUCAUGUAAAGACGACUAGAGGAAGUAUACGUGCCAGGGCUGUCGUUCACACUACUAAUAGAUGGGCCUCUCAUCUCUUACCAGAAUUUGAUAAGCUCAUCAUUCCCGACAGAGGAAGUAUGAACGCAAUCAAAGCACCGCCUGGAUUCAUCAAACACACUGGUGCUCAGCACUGGGACAGCACUGUUAAUAACUACCACCUUCAAUUGCCAGCGCCUUACAACACUAUCAUGCUCGGAGGUGUACGACCAAUCGUCAUCCAUACUCCAGAAAAAGUCAUGCCAAACGACCAAGAAGAUAAACAGUUCGUGGGAGUGUCCGACUUCUGCAAAUCAUGGCCAGCAUCCGACAUCAAAGACUGGCCAGGACCGGCUAUGGCAGAGCUCGGCAAGCCGGCUGACGAGGGUGGCUGUUGGACGGGAAUCCAAGGAGAAAGUGUAGACGGUUUUCCGUUCGUGGGCUCUGUCCCGGGUCAUGAACAUCAAUUCAUCAAUGCUGCGUUCACAGGACAUGGAAUGCCCCGAGUUUUACUCGCUUCCGCCCACGUCGCGCCCCUGGUACUAGACGCCAUUGGAUUUCAGCACACUCCGCCGCACCUCGCUGCGCCAUAUCCAGCCUUGCCUGAGCCAUUCCGUGUAACUAAAGAUCGGAUCAAUAUGCUGCUAGCUGAGAACAAAUGGGAAGAAAAGGUUAAGUCAUUCAAUACGAGUUGUGAAGCAAGCGCAACAAAGUCUUGCUGUGAUGCAGGCAGAAGAUACAUUACAAGAGUUUAG
Bipolaris victoriae FI3 is the source of this 1494-nucleotide messenger RNA. RefSeq lists its product as hypothetical. The transcript is spliced from 7 exons. Bases 1 to 1494 code for a protein of 497 amino acids. The record is from RefSeq and is a predicted model, not a curated record. Gene Ontology annotation, cellular component: cytoplasm. Lineage: Eukaryota; Fungi; Ascomycota; Dothideomycetes; Pleosporales; Pleosporaceae. Gene Ontology annotation, molecular function: oxidoreductase activity.